Callithrix jacchus (white-tufted-ear marmoset) is the source of this 2618-nucleotide messenger RNA. The record is from RefSeq and is a predicted model, not a curated record. Lineage: Eukaryota; Metazoa; Chordata; Mammalia; Primates; Cebidae.
GUCUAGAACUUAAUGAUUACCAAUGUAGGUCUGGGGGCUCAAAAACCAAAAUGUGAUGUCAAGAAAAAGUGAAAGAUUCUCUCCCAUGAAAGUCACAAGAGAUGAAAACAUGCUGAAUGAGCCUAAAUGGACAUGAUGGAGUUAUGGAUGUGGAUUAAAACUGAGAGUGUUGGAAUAUAAGGAUAUAAUAUUGAUUUAUGAAGGUGAACAGUCAAAUGUUAGUGCAGGAUCUGAACUGAAGGGGAAAUAAGGGUCCUUGGUGGCUGAGGAAGGGAGGAGGGUAGAAAGAGGUGGUACUAGGGGAAGCAGCACACAGGAAGAGGCAAUAUCACCCGAGACUAGAUGCUGACCAUCUCUGGCAACCAGGAAAAGGCAAAUACAAAGAGAGAUGUGUGACAAUGCCUGGUCUGCUGGUCACAGCGAGGCACCUCGAGGAGAGGACGGCUAGGAGCAUACGACCCGGAAAGGUUCAGGUCAGGAAAGGUGAAUAACUGUGCUUGAAGAAGAAUAUUCCCAACAUGGACAAACCACGCCAAGAAAAUGAAGAAGAGCCGCAGAGCGCGCCGAAGACCAAUGAGGAGAGGCCUCCGGUGGAGCACUCUCCCGAAAAGCAGUCUCCCGAGGAGCAGUCUUCGGAGGAGCAGUCCUCGGAGGAGGAGUUCUUUCCUGAGGAGUUCCUGCCUGAGCUCCUGCCUGAGAUGCUCCUUUCGGAGGAGCGCCCUCCGCAGGAGCCUCUUUCCAGGAAGGACCUGUUUGAGGGGCGCCCUCCCAUGGAGCAGCCUCCUUGUGGUGUAGGAAAACAUAAGCUAGAAGAAGGAAGCUUUAAAGAAAGGUUGGCUCGUUCUCGCCCGCAAUUUAGAGGGGACAUACAUGGCAGAAAUUUAACCAAUGAGGAGAUGAUACAGGCUGCAGAUGAGCUAGAAGAGAUGAAAAGAGUAAGGAACAAACUGAUGAUAAUGCACUGGAAGGCAAAACGCAGCCGUCCUUAUCCUAUUUAAUGUGUUAGGCCUUUAAUUCUGUUUUGCCUGCUAAUAGUAUUGCCAUUGCCACCUGGACUUUCUGUUUGCAUUUUCUUCAUGUCUAUUCCCCUAUUCUGAAUUUUAACUUUUUGCGAGGCUUUAUUUUAGAUGUUUAGUUUGUAACUAGCUUAAAGUUGGGGUUUCCCCCCUAAAAUCUGCAAGUUUCCCCUUUCAAUCAUGAGGUCUACACAUUUGCAUGAAAGAUGUACAUUAUAUAUUGUGAAAUGAAAAAAGCAAUUUUCAAAUGGUAUGGAUUGUACUCCAUUUUUGUAAAAAAUGUAUAUAUAUUAAUAUGCAAAGAAAAAACUAAAAGUAUAUACUUCAAAGGCAUAACAGUGGUUAUCUGUGUGAUAAUAGGUGAUUUUAAAAAUUUUUUGCUUUAUCUGAAUUUCUCAUUUUUUCAAGACAAACACGUUUUGCUUGUGUUGCAAAAAACAUAUAAUGAAAAAAUAUCAUGCAAUUUUGAAGAAGACUGUCAAUCAGCUUAUAAAGACAAUGUGGCACUUAAUAAAUACUUGUCAGAACUUAAAAAACAUAAAAGUGAAUCCUAUGUUUUUUCUGAUCUCUUAGGCACAAAUACAAACCACAUAUUGAUUAUAUUUAAUAGAUUUUUUUCUCUUUUAAAUAAGAAUAAUACCUGCUUUACAGUGCUACUGUGGGACCAGAUGAGAAAAAGAUUGUGUGAGCUGUGUUUGAGGUUUUUAUUCUACCAGCAGAGGCAGGACCCUAACCCCCCCCCCCACUAUAGAUUCCCUGCAGACACAGGGGAAGGUACCCAAAGGAGAUCUCACUUGUGCUCACAAACAAUUCCGGUGAGAUUCCAGGUGAGUGCCACAUUCUAUUCAUGUCCUGCUGUGCUCUCAGAUACCUACCGUAUCUGCUAGGCACAGCUGCUCCUUCUCCUGGGUCCUGAUCCUUCCACUGGCUCCCAUCCCCGCUGACACGCUGGAGUGCUCAAGGUGCAAAGCCUCACUGAUUGCUCUGGAGUUCCUGGUGGUCCCAAGCUGAAUUGUGUCUCCUACAGAUAUAUCAAUGCCCUUCUUCCAGCUUUAAUAUUGCACUUAGCUAGGAGGAUACCAUCCCAAUGCUGCUUAGACCUCAAAGUCUUUAAAAAAUGUUUAGUAAAAUAGUUCUUCCAUUUUUUUUUUCAUCCAGAGCCUUCCUUUUCUCCAUUGGACUCAUGAGUCCACCUUUUCUCCACUGGACUCAAACAUGAUUCCACUAGGUCCUGGGCUAGGAGACAAAAUUAAUGAGCCAGACACCAUGCUGUAUAGUCAGAAUUGGAAUGUCCCUCCCAAAUAUCCAAGGAUAACUAUCAUUUUCAUUACCUGACUUGCCUUUGGGUGAGUUCUCGCUCAGGGGCUUCUGGCAAGCUUGCCUUGCCAAUUCAGCUGACUUGCUCAACUUGUGUAAAUUAAAGAGGAAGAUAAUGCUUAGGCUCAAACUAGGACAUUCCCCUUCUACACUGCUCCAUAUAAGCAAGACACAUGCAAAACUACUUUCUAUGACAUUAAAGUACUAUAUAUGUAUAUGUACAUAAACAUGUAUAUAUCAGAUAUAAUUAUGAUUUCUCUAUUAAACUAUGUUUAUAAAACCUAA